This is a messenger RNA of Cuscuta campestris, 3185 nucleotides long. Lineage: Eukaryota; Viridiplantae; Streptophyta; Magnoliopsida; Solanales; Convolvulaceae. The record is from the annotation of a GenBank genome assembly.
CAACAUAAUGGAGGCGAGGUUUCUCUCUCUAGGAAACACGAAUGAACAGUGCCACGAGGCUGUUCAUCGCCAUUUCUCCUUCAUUUUGAGCUCUUUUCUUCUGAUUUUUGGAACUCUGGCUUCUCUUACAACGGAUGAUUCCAUAUUAGAGGUUGAAUCGCUGAUUUUGUGGCUGAAUUAUGAAUAAUCGAAGAUCAACGCUUGGGAUGGUACUGUUCACUCGCGAACUUUGCAGCUUGAUUCACGUCGUUCCAAGAACUUUUGAUGGCCAAUUUUCUCAGAUUACGGGCGAUUUGUGAUCUUCUUUCAAGGUAUGAGAGUGGAUUUCAUUCCCGUUUGAUUUUUAUUCGAUUUGUGGAUUUUGAGACUAGGUUUACCCUGUUCAUUUUGCGACACUAGAGUGCGAUUGGCACUGGUCCAUGCCUGAUUUUGGGUCCAGCUUUUGUGGGUUCUCAUUGACGAUGUUGAGGACUUGUUUGUGAUGAUUUUGGUCUUGCGGUCCAGCAAACUUGUUUGUUCUUCAUUGAUGAAUGACUUUCUGGAUUUGUACUACUAGGCAUAAUUAGGCGUGUGUUUUUGUUAUUGUUUCCUUCUAGUUGGGUUGUGUAUUAGGGGUGGUGUGGAUUCUUCUUGCUGUGAUGAGGGGGUGGAAAUUUUCUAGGCAAUGUCAUAACAUUUGGUACAGGUUUGCCAUUUUACCCUAGCCCAGCCCCGAUUUCCGAUGGAGUAGCAACGAUGUACAAUACCGUGCAUGGGUAAGGAGAGCGACGGUUUGCAGCGACCUGAAGAUGAUUUAACAGCAUGUCCAGCCCUAAAGUCCGAAAAAAGUAGCAUCCAUGGUUGUUUCUUGGUAUAAUCUUCAAAUUUGGUUUGUUCUUUAUAUGAUUCGUCCUUGAUUAGGUUUGAUUUUGUGUUCAUCUUCUAUUUUAGUACAAUUUCUUAUGUUUAAGUGCUUCAAAAGAUCUGAAAUUGGUUUUGGUUGUGUUGAAAGGUUGGUUUGAUUUUAUUUUGAAUCUAAUAUGAGUUAUGUGUGUUGACUUUGGGCUUUCAAUUGUCACUUUAAUCACAGGAUUUGUUUGAUUAUUAAAAGAAUGAAUAUAUUAAUCUCAUUUUGUGGUACCAUCUCAGAGUUUUCAUUUCUUUUGCUUCUUUAGGCUCCUGUUAAGGUUCUUGUCAUACUCAUUAAUGAAGAUAAAGUGUGAGAAGUGGGGCUUGGGGAGAACUUACGAGUCCGAGUAUCUGGGAUUGAGGAAGAUGAUAUCUUAUCAGGCUCUGUUCUAUGCUGUGUUGUAAGGCCAGUCCCUGCUGUUACACGGUUUGUUGCGCACUUGUCAAUCAAGGAGUUGCUGGAUAAUGUUGGCUUCUUAAGAGCACGACUUCUGCUAUGUGGUCUUCUUAUAUUGUGCAAAUAGAUGAACUUCAAUUGUUAAAUAGAUGUAUAUGAACUACUUUGGAGAUUGAGGACUAAAGUGGAUGCUUUACAAGAAAAUAUUGCUAGAGCAAGAGAUGUAUUCAGAAAUGUUAUUGAGGGGACAAAUAACUAAAUUAGGCAUGCCGAAUGGACAAUUAGAGUGUGAUUUUAAUUAUAGAAGGCCAUGUUAGCGGUCUUCUUGACAGCGAAGAGAUUAACCCCGUACUUUCAGGCUCACCGUAUUAUUGUGCUCACCAACGAGCCUUUGGCAUCACUUACCCGGAGCCCGGCGGAAUCCGCCCGGAUGACCAAAUGGGCGGUCUUCAUCAGUGAGUAUAAUGUGGUGUUCAGGCCGCGCCCAUCGAUCAAAGGAUUUCAGUUCCGCGUAUCCAACAAUGAAGCUGAAUACGAAGCCCUGAUCAACGGACUGAAGAUUCUUGGCAAGCUGGGAGUGUCCAAGGUUCAAGUAUACAGUGACUCCCGACUAGUGGUGGGACAAAUCACGGGGAAGUUUGAAGCAAAGGAAGAGAGGAUGAAAAGGUAUCGAGACUUGUCCUUGGAGAUGUUGGGAAGGUUUGAGUUUAAGCUUGAACAUAUACCCGGGGCCCAGAACGAGGAAGCUGGUGUUCUAUCCAAGCUCAGCGCAGAAUCACCAGAAUACAUAAGCCGAUUGGCAACUGUCGAGGAGCUGGCAGCUCCGAGUCUCAACAGAGAUGAAACGUUUUGGGUAUCAGCUGAUCCCCCGGAAUGGUUGGACAGGUUGGCCAGAUACAUUGAGGACGGUGUAGCCCCGGAAGAUCCCCAAGAAGCCCGUUUGCUGCGGAUGAGGGCACCCACCUACAAGGUGGAGGAUGGAGUCCUUUAUAAACGGUCUUACAACGGUGUUCUGCUCCGCUGUCUUAGGGCAGCAGAGGCAAAGGUACUGAUGGAGGAAAUACACGAGGGAGUAUGUGCUGCACAUCAGGGUCCAUACUCUAUCUCUAGAAGGGCGAUUAUCCAGGGAUAUUUCUGGCCAACGAUGAGGAAGGAUUGUGAGGAGUAUGUGUGCAAGUGCCCAACUUGUCAACAAUUCCAGAGUAUGCCCGGGAGGCCAGCCACGAACUACACGCCCAUCAGCUCCGUGAUUCCCUUCUCAAGAUGGGGGAUUGAUAUUGUUGGAGCCCUGCCAAAAGGAGUUGGACAGGCAAGUUGGAUAGUGGUGGCCAUUGACUACUUUACCAAGUGGGUGGAAGUUGAACCACUUACUGGGAUAACUGGAAGGCAAAUGAUCGAUUUUGGAAUUCAGCAUACGAAAGUGUCUGUAGCCUACCCUCAGGCUAAUGGACAGGUGGAGAACGUCAACAGGACAAUCAUAAGUGGAAUAAAGAAGAAGCUACUUUCGGAAGGAAGCAAAUGGGUGGAUGAAUUGCCCAGAAUCCUGUGGACGUACAGAACAACUUCAAGGAGGGCUACAGGUGACACUCCCUUCAGCUUAGCUUAUGGUUUUGAAGCCCGGGCUCCAGCUGAGACAGUGAUCCCUACCAGGAGAGAAAUGGGAUAUGACCCGGAAGUGAACGAACAAAAUCAGGCCAUAGAGUUAAAUUUCAUAGAAGAAAGAAGGGAUGAGGCACGAAUCCGGGAAGAGAAUUAUUGACGCCAGGUUCCAUGAAGAGUCAUUUGGACUCAAGGUGGAGUUUGCAUCUGUUGGUGUUUUAGCUUGAGUUAUCUGUUCCCAUGAAUGAGGGAAAUCUAUUUUGGUGUGUCACAACACUUCUGAACUCAAGUGAAACAAUCU